AUGGACGGAGGACUACUCCUGACUGGUGGUGAUGAUCAAAAUGUGUUGAUAUGGCCAACACAUUCUGACCCUUCAAGUACUUCACCUUUGGGAUACUUUACGGGACACAAUGGCAUUAUUCUCUGUGUUCAGACUCUUGACGAUGUGGUCUACUCGUGUGGAGCUGAUGGGCUGCUUAUAAAAUAUUCAAUCGAACGUGCUGCAAAAACUCCACAAUCAACUACAAAUGCUGAUGACGCAACUUGUGAAGACGCCGGCGUACUCAAACUGGCCAUAUCUUCAGAAAACAAGAAUAUAGUGCUUACCGCAGCUCAGGAUGGACUUGUGAAGCUCUACGACUUUAGAGCCAGCUCGAAAGAACAGUCGUCGUUGCCUAAACGAAAUACCAUCAUAGAACAAAAUCAUGUCGAAUUCAAUCCAGUCUUCAAUAAUGUGUUUGUAACGGCAGAUACCUCCGAUGAAAUCAAACUAUGGGAUUUAAGAAACUUUGGUCACGACUCCAAACCAAUAUCUGUACUCACCGCACCAAAACGAGACGUAUCUAGUGCAGUCUUCUCGCCAGACGGGAUGUAUAUAGGAGCACAGAUUCAAAACCACUUCCCUGUUAUAUUCGAUGCUCGCAGCUCAGAUAAUACAGCACCAUUAUGUGAGCUACGAGUAAAGCCAACGACAGACCAUUAUUAUCAAAGUGUCAUCACGGUCAAAACACCUGCUUUUAGCUAUAUUGGCUCACAAGUGGUAUUUGCUUGUGGCUCAGAAGACUUUAACGUCCACGGCUUCAAUAUUAGCAAGGACCUCAAUACUAAAAGUGGGGAAGGUCCAGUCAUUGUUGAAGAUUCUGACUUUACAUUGACUGGUGGCAAAAGUAUAAUCAACAACGUCCUCAUCCACCCGCAUCUACCGCUAAUAUACUCUUCGGGUGUCGAGAGUAUCGUACGUGUGUACUCGCCCUUCUCCAUGAAUGCCAAGGAUGAUGUUGUCAAACCAAAUGUCACUCGAAAGAGACUCCCUUAUAUACAACUCGUAAAUGAUUACCUGAGUCGACAUACCUUGCCAGAAGAGUUGAGGGGUAAUGAGAACAAGGUCCUGCUCACCUUUGACUUACUGCUAGGUAGAGACGAGAUGAAUGACAUCCUCGACGAUAUGGAUGACAGUGAUAGUGAAGGAGAACUGGAAGAAGACGGGGAGGAAGAAGGAUAUGAGAUGGCAAACAUGUCAGAUUCGUCUGAAGAAGAGAUGGCGGCCGAUCGGAUUGAUAUGUUGAGGAGGCUCUUUGGGGGAGAUGAGCCAGAAGAAGAGGAACCGGAUGACGAUGAAGAAGAUGACGAAGACUUGUAG
Synchytrium microbalum is the source of this 1338-nucleotide messenger RNA. RefSeq lists its product as uncharacterized. The transcript has 2 exons. Gene Ontology annotation, molecular function: protein binding. NCBI's taxonomy places the organism in Eukaryota, Fungi, Chytridiomycota, Chytridiomycetes, Synchytriales, Synchytriaceae. The coding region runs from base 1 to 1338 and encodes 445 amino acids. Gene Ontology annotation, cellular component: cytoplasm; Cul4-RING E3 ubiquitin ligase complex. Gene Ontology annotation, biological process: negative regulation of fatty acid biosynthetic process. The record is from RefSeq and is a predicted model, not a curated record.